CACCUAUUAUCAAUUUUGAGAGAGAGUGGAUUGCAACUGAGCUGACCAUCCAAAUUAAUCUGAUAAUUAUCAAUCAAUAUUAUUUUAAUUCAGAUGUUAAUGAAAAAGAGGGGAAUUAACAGAAAAACUUUAUAAUAAUAAAGCUUUAUUUAAAAAAAAAGGGAGCAGAGAGUCAAAACCAAGCCUUAUAAAAUAGAGGAAGUGAUCCAUAAUCCAUUUCACUCGAGAGAAGAUCCCAAAACAAAAGUCUUUUCUCGUUAACUUCUUCCUCAGAGAAAGAAACCGAAACAACAGAAGACCAUGGCGUCUUCAACUCAAGACGAAGAAGAAGUCCACCACCGCAAGGAAGAAGACGCACUCGCCAAAGAACCGGACCUUGACCUGAACAAAGAAGCCAAACACGAAGACGAUGACAAGAUCGUGGCCUCAGAGUCAGAGACAAGGGAAGCAAAGAAGCAGAAAGUGGAACAAGAAGUCAAAGAUGCUGAUCAAGAAGACGAAAGCAGAGGAGCUACGACGAUGGUGCCUUCAACGACAACACCAAGAAGCUUAACUCAAGAAGAAGCAAAGGCAAAGGAAGAUGAAGACGACUCAGAACAAACCUUGAGGUUUCUAAGACGAUGGAAAGCUCCGGAGACUCCACCUGAAAAGAUCAUUCACCCCAGCUUAGCCGAGCAAUGCAGCAGACCGAUCCAAAAGCAGCUGACGACGAGCGACGUGAAACAGAACAAGCUGUCUCAGUCUGGGCUGUCUUUAUCGAACUCGCAAGUGAGGAAGAAGUUUCAGCAGCUUCUCGAAGAAUCAGGGAAAAACGAGAGGAGGUUUUCGGUAUACGGACCAGACGGGAAGGUUCAUGAGAUUUGGCUUGGUAAGGAGAGGACGUCGUCGUUUGGUUUGACGAUAGGGUGGUGGAGGUUCGUGGUAGAGUAUUGGCUCAAGGAGUGGUGUAACUUCGUCACGGUUUGGAUGUUUAGGCACAGAGUCACUCAACGGAUUUGCUUAGCUAUUUGAUGUCACAAUGUUUGCGUUCUGGAAACAGGUUAGUAAGAGGAUCUCUCAGGCUGCUUUCGAGGAUUCUGAUUAGAGAGGAGUAUAGAGAAAGGUUAUCAAGGAGAUUAAAGGGGGUAUUAGGGAUUUGAUUAGGGAGUUUUAUGAGAAGGUAGAAGUUUUAAGGUUUUGAUUUGAGUCACAUUCUCAGUUUCUUCUCUAAAAUUGUAAAUAAUUGACAGAAGCAUCAUUUGAAUGAUAAAAAAAAAAGUUGGUUCUUUACUUCAGUACUUGUGAUAACCAAGAAGUGACCCACUUUACUUAAAAGACAAGUUAUCAUGAUUCAUCAGUUUUGCAUACUUAAUGAGUAUUUUGGUCUACAAAGACCCUUUUACUGCACUCUGGGAAAACGAUUUUCAGAGAGUUUACAAACAAACACACAAGCCAAAGUUUAAAAAAUUGUAAGAGAACUUGUAACACAAAAAAACAGAAAAAAGAGAUGUUAUAUUUGCCUAAAGCUUUACACUAGUGUUGAGAUACUACUACAAACAGUUAUUCCAUUCCAAUAAAGGCUAGCAAAACAGAUUUGUAUCAGAUUAAAGCUUACUUGAUCUUGGAUCGAUCCUCCUCGCAUUUGUAGUGUCUUGUGCAUAUCACACAGCCUAACAAAACUGCUCACACUUGUCUUCUAGCUUUGAUUAUCAAGCUCUUAUCCGCUGCUACAAACUUGUUUUGACAGCUGUGCUUCAAGUCUUGAACCCUUCCGACUGCACAAAACACAUCAUUCUACCUUUAUAAUUUGUUUUUCCAGAGAUGUUGUAUCAUGCUUGUGAACAAAAAAAAAUGUUUGUGAACGAACUACUAGAAGCUGACCCUGUAAUUUAGACCACCUCCAACAGCAGCAGCAUGAGUAAGGGUUCUAAUCAUUUAAAGAAAAUGAAAAAAUAAGAAAAUUAAGAAAGAGAUAGAA
Brassica napus (rape) is the source of this 1957-nucleotide messenger RNA. Its product is annotated as putative B3 domain-containing protein At4g03170. NCBI's taxonomy places the organism in Eukaryota, Viridiplantae, Streptophyta, Magnoliopsida, Brassicales, Brassicaceae. The record is from RefSeq and is a predicted model, not a curated record. The coding region runs from base 301 to 1011 and encodes 236 amino acids. The transcript has a single exon. Gene Ontology annotation, molecular function: DNA binding.